AUGAAGGGCGGUACCGCCGCGAUGUUACUAUCCGCCUUAUCGCUGCUGUUGAGCCCGUUGGUAUCCGCCAGUUCGGCUGCUGAUUAUUAUGUGCACUCCUUGCCCGGGGCGCCGGAAGGCCCUUUAUUGAAGAUGCAUGCUGGACAUAUCGAGGUCGAUCCUGACAUCAACGGCAACCUGUUCUUCUGGCAUUUCCAGAACCGUCAUAUCGCAAACCGACAACGUACCGUCAUUUGGCUGAAUGGAGGCCCGGGAUGUAGCUCGAUGGAUGGCGCAUUGAUGGAAGUUGGGCCCUACCGACUCCAGGACGACCAUACGUUAAAGUACAACGAGGGCAGGUGGGAUGAGUUUGCCAACCUGCUCUUCGUCGAUAACCCCGUCGGCACCGGGUUUAGCUAUGCAAACACCAAUAGCUAUAUUCAUGAGCUGGAUGAAAUGGCCGCUCACUUCAUUACCUUCUUGGAAAAGUUCUUUGAGCUAUUCCCCGAGUAUGCGAACGAUGACCUAUAUAUCGCCGGUGAAUCGUAUGCUGGCCAGCACAUCCCAUAUAUUGCAAAGGCCAUUCAAGAUCGCAACAAUGGCCUUGCAGAGAACGGAGGCACAAAGUGGCCCAUCAAGGGUUUGUUGAUCGGUAACGGUUGGAUCUCUCCUACAGACCAGUACCCUUCGUACUUUAAGUUCAUCGAGAGGGAAGGUCUCAUUCAACCGGGCACAACCCUCCAGCACAACCUCAAUGCACUCAACGAAGUCUGUCUCUCGAAGCUGGAGACCGCCGGCGCAAAGAACAAACUAAAUAUAGCCCCGUGCGAGUUUGUCUUGGAACAAUUCCUCCAGCUCACCACCGAAAACCAGCAGUGUUACAACAUGUACGAUGUUCGUCUCAAAGACACGGCCCCAGCCUGUGGCAUGAACUGGCCCCCCGACCUGAAAAACAUUGAGCCGUACCUCAAGCGACCGGACGUCGUCAAAGCCCUGAACAUCAACCCCGCAAAGAAAUCCGGCUGGGCGGAAUGCUCUGGGAUGGUCCACAUGGCCUUCACUGCAAAGAACUCCAUCCCCUCCGUCAACCUGCUCCCAGGUCUGAUCGAAUCGGACAUCAACGUUCUGCUUUUCAGCGGCGACAAAGACCUCAUCUGCAACCACAUCGGAACAGAGACUCUGAUCCACAACAUGAAGUGGAAGGGUGGCACCGGCUUCGAAACCUCCCCCCGGUGUGACGAACCCGCUGGUAUCUACCAAUCUGCGCGUAACCUCACUUACGUGCUCUUCUACAACUCCAGCCACAUGGUUCCAUUUGAUAAUCCCCGCCAGACCCGCGACAUGCUCGACCGCUUCAUGAAGGUCGAUAUUGCCAGCAUCGGCGGCCAGCCUUCCGAUUCACGUAUCGACGGCGAGAAGUUGCCUCAGACUGCUGUCGGCGGACAGGCUAAUAGCACUGCUGCCGAACAGAAUGAGAAAGAGAGGCUGAAGCAGACUGAGAUGCACGCGUACGCCAAGUCCGGCGAGGCUGUCCUCGUCGUUGUGAUUAUCGGUGUGGUCGUUUGGGGCUUUUUCAUCUGGCGUAGUCGUCGUGCUCGCCGGGGCUACAAGGGCGUCUCAAAUAAUGAUAUGCCAGACAGUACAUCCAUUCUCAACCGAUUCCAGAGCAAGCGUUCUGGUCCUGAUGUUGAAGCUGGUGAUUUCGACGAGUCCGAACUCGACCAGCUUCAUUCCCCGGCAUUGCGCAGGAGCAUUACGCGGUUGGCGAAGCUAGUGAUGACGAUGAUCAUGUCUCGCAUCCGGAAACUGGUGAAACCCGCCAGUCUUCACAAUAAGUGGUUCUUUUUGAAAUGA
Molecule: messenger RNA, 1833 nt
Organism: Penicillium crustosum
Lineage: Eukaryota; Fungi; Ascomycota; Eurotiomycetes; Eurotiales; Aspergillaceae
Gene: kexA
Product: serine-type carboxypeptidase kexA
Exons: 4
Coding region: 1-1833 (610 amino acids)
Biological process (GO): apoptotic process; proteolysis
Cellular component (GO): trans-Golgi network
Molecular function (GO): serine-type carboxypeptidase activity
Source: RefSeq, a predicted model, not a curated record